This is a messenger RNA of Rotaria sordida, 4657 nucleotides long. The record is from the annotation of a GenBank genome assembly. NCBI's taxonomy places the organism in Eukaryota, Metazoa, Rotifera, Eurotatoria, Philodinida, Philodinidae.
AUGCCACGUAAGAGAAAUAACACGAAAUUUACUAGAAAAUAUCAAGAACAAACAGGUUCAUUAUCAUCAAAUAAUGAUGAUGAUAAUAAUAAUAAUCGUGCUAAUGUUAACCCAUUAUCAUUACCACCAACAAGAUUCGGAUACGAAUUGUUGCUAGAUCAGUACAAAAUGAUUAUAGAUGAAAAUAAACGUUUAAAAAACCAAAUCGAAUAUUUUGAAAAACAGUUGAUGGACAAGGAAAAAGACGAUACUGGAAAUUUUCUACUUCGUAUACCUCGAGUUGCAUAUAAUCAAUUAAAUGAAGGAAAUGAAGCAGAAGAAGGAAUUGGAGAAGAAGGAGAUGGAGAAGAAGCAAAUGAAAAUGAUGGAAAACAACAACAACAAGAAGAUAAAGAUAAAGAUGAAGAAAAGAAAAAAAACGAAUUGAAAAAAAAGAUUAAGAAAAUAGCAAAUGUAUUAGGUUUAUCGUAUAAUGAAUUAAAAGGUUGUAAAAAGAAGCGGAUCACAAUAACAUGCCGCAAGGUUAUGAAACAGAUAUAUCAAUCACGUGAUGAACGGGCGAUGGGACGUAUUAAGACCAUGUGUCCAAAUAAAGUUCGGGCAAUUCGUUGUAAGUAUACUCUCUUGCUCGUAGAGAAGAGUUUUACAAGAAUAGAUUGUUUGCUUGAUUGCAUGCGGUCCGCAUUUUAUUGAAUGGCAGAAGAAUAAGUCAAAGUUAAAGAUAACUUUUCUGUAGAAUUUCUCUGAGAAUUGAUUUUUCAAGGAUUGCAUCGGGUUUUUGAAAAAUCAAAGAUUUUUGUUAAGGAUUCACCGAAAAAUAAUUGAGAUCGAAGAACGUGAAUUUGAGAUCAGAUUUUUAAAAUUAAAUAAAUCAAAACAUUAGUAGAACUCUGUCGAUCACGAUUUCUAUUAGAAAGAGCUGGGCGAAUCCUACGAUUAAUGCUACUCGUUCCAGUUUAUAAGAUCUAGUUUAUUACGACCGUUUUUGUUUUGUUUGCAAGGACUUCUCAAACAGUAUUUUAGAAACUCAUAUUGACAUUCGAUGACGAAAAAUACAAGAUUUACUAUAGAGUAUUGAACAACAUCCAAGGAUUGACUAGAUAAUCUGGAGAAGAUUUAAAGAAAUAAUACUUAAAGACAUACCGGAGAAAUUUCGUAUAAAUUCAUCUUGAAUUUAUCUUGUAUGUGCCACCCAAAAUGAUCAUCUUUCAUCAAUAUACAUGUAUAUAAUCUUCCACCACAUCUGUAUAACGACUGUGGACACACCAGCAAUCAAACAGACAAUUUAUAUUUCCAUGAUGCUUCUCUACGAGAAAUAGAAUAAUAUUCGUUUUUUUUCAUAUAACAAAAUAAUCUUAAAAUGAUUUUUUUUAUAGGUUUCGCCCGAUUAAUGCAUCAAAAACAAAAAAAAACACCAACUUACAUUCUGAAUAACGCCAUGGGCAAUGUUUUUGCCAAUGCGCGUCUAUAACAAAAAAAUAUGUUGUUGUUGUUGUUAAACAAUUAAAAUAAGAAGAAUUUUGUUAAAAACUUCUACUCAUAUAAUUCUCAUACAGGCAUGUUUGUUCGAGGAAUUGUCGGAUAGUUAUUAAUAAUUUUCAUCAGUAAGUAGUCGCUAUAAUUUGUCACAAAUUCAACAUUUUUUUCACAUUGAAUACGAUCAAUAUCAAAAAUUGUCUUAGUAAUAGUAGAAUAUAUUCCAACAAGAUCAUUCGCGUACAAAUCAAGAGUAUAUUCAUUGAAAAUAUCAAUUAAAAUUUUAUCAUUCAUAAUCGAUGUCAAUAGUUUAAAUUAAAAAAUUUGAAAUCGACUUUCGGAAUUGUUACUUGGAGUAGUUGUUGAUAGAAAUGUAUAAUGAUGUCGAUAAAAACAUCUCCAUUCUGUAAAUAACGAAAAAAAAAUUUCAUUCAUAUAAUUAAUAGAUUUUACUAAUCUUGUUGUUCUGUUUAUUUGAGAAUAAUAUUUAAUUUAAUAUCAUCAACAAUCAUUUUAAUGCGUUGAAAAAUUGAUGCUGUAAAGGUAUUCGUGGUACACAUAAACAAUGAAUUAUAAGUUAAAGUACUCCUUGUUUAAAUUCGUCUUUAUCAUCAAUCAAGGUUAAUAACGUACCAAAAAUAUUGAUAUAUCCUUAUUCGGAAAGUUCGUGCAAUGCAUCCUGUAAUGUAUCUUCGAAAUACAAGAGCUAUUAAAACUUUUUUUUUCUUGAUGGAGGUCAUGAACCAAUCGCGGCAAACGUGAUGUGUCGUAAUAAAAUUGUGCCUUCGUUAAAAUAAUAGUACCCAUAUAUCUCAAAGAUACAAUACAGGAUGACUUGCACGAACAUUCCAGACAAGGUAAUAUUUACUUAAUAAUUUUGUUACUGUUUCUAAUCCAUAAUCAUUAAUAAUUAAUUCUAAUACAUUGGAAACAAAAUUUGUAAAUGAAUACAAUGUUUGCUAUUGAACUCAAUAGAUGAAAACAUCAAAACAUUUUCCAUACAUAAAAUUUCAUUUAAAAUUGGGUAAAUUAAAUAACAAAUUUUUUUCGAUGAAUUCCUGUUUUUAAUAAACAUUGAUGAUAAAUAAACCUGUACAAAUAAAUGUUUGUAAAUGUAUCCGUUGUUGAAGAAUUUGUUUAAGAAUUUGAUAAGACGUAUUGCAUUUGUUUGACAUGCAUAAAAUUCGUAAGAAAACGUAUUUAUUACCAUCAAAGAACAUAAAUCAGGAAAAAUGAUAUGAAGACGACAAGAAAAUUCUCAUAAAACAUCUUCGAAAUGAAUAUAUACAUGAAAUAAAACAUUAUUAUCAGUUUAUGAUAAAGAUGUAUCAUGUGAUGAGAUAAUUUGUAACAUUUUUACGCAAGUGAAAAACACUUCACGAUGCACAUGAAUUAAAAAAAUAGAAAUCUGAAUUAUGUAGAUAUAUAAAAAAAACAUGAUCGAUGAUAUGGAUCUUUUGUAGAUAGAUGAAAUAGAAUAUCGAAAUAUUUUCGUUUGAAACGAUUUGAACGUUACCAGAAUAUGAAAUUCGAUCGAUUAAUAUUCGAUCAUAUAGAAUACGAAGAUGUUAUUGUGGAAAUCUACCAGCAAUAACAAUCAUUAGAACAUUUUUAUCUGGGUAGGUGUGGGUGUGGGUGUGGGUGUGGGUGUGGGUGUGGGUGUGGGGUGUGUGGGUGUGUGGGUGUGUGUGGGUGUGGGUGGGUGUGGGUGUUAUUCCCUUUGUUCCACUCGCACCCACACCCACGCACCCACACACCCACACACCCACACACCCACACCCACACCCACCCACUCCCACACCCACACCCCAAUAAAUAAUGAAGAAAAAGAUAAUACUAUAGGGUAAGUCAUCUCAUUCUGUUUCAUUAUGAUAUAACAUUGAUUAAAUUUUUUUUUCUGUUUCUUUCAGCUAUAAAUAUCAUCGUAUCAUCAACAGCAGACACGGUAAGUAAUUUUUUUUUCUUUUUUUUUGAGAUGAGAAUAGGUAGUGAGAUUGAGGGGUUAGGGUGAGUCUAAGAAAAGUGAGUGUUAGUAGAUAGUGGGUGAGUUAUGUUCAUUGACGUUAGGCUACUGUUAUCUUUACAGGACUUUCUGGUAGUUCCCAAAAAUAAACCAUUCCGUUUCAUCAAUUUAAUGUGAUUUAUUUGAGAGAAAGAAAAAAAAAUAAUCCAUCGUAAUGAGUUUAUUCGAUUGAAAAUCGUUGAACACGAUGAUUUCCGUAAUCGACGACAUAGAUAUUGCCAUCACGAUCGAAGGACAAACCAACGGGACAGCUGAACUGAUUUGCUCCUUCUUCUUUACCAUUUUCACCCACAAUAACGGUGCCCUGUUUCGCUUCUUUAGGCCAACGCAUCACGCGAUGAUUCAGCUGGUCUGCCACAUAGAUGCUACCCAAUGUAUCGACGAAUAGUCCGUUAGGAUUCGAUAAUUGUGUCAGAGCAUUCCCUUCGCCUUGACCUCCAGCGACGACAAUUCCUUCUCGUGCACCUUUAUUCCAUUUCAUCACACGAUGACUGUUGUUAUCUGACACGUAGACAGUCUGUUGUUGAUCGACAAAGAUGUAGGCCGGAUAGUUGAGUUGAUUGAGACCAGCACCUAGACCAUUGCCAUCAGCCACGAGAGUUCCAUUCCUGUCUCCUAUUUGAUAUCGUCUUACUUCAUGUUUUUCGGUGUCAGAGAUGUAGAGAUAUCUCUGAUCAUCCAUGGCCAAUCCACAACAGCUGAUGUUGUCGAUGAGGAUUUCUCCUUGAGUUGUACCACUACGACGAGGCCAUCGUACCACUCAUCGAUUCUGCCAAUCACAAAUAAUGAGACUAUCCAUCUCUUUGUCAAUCAACAUAUCGGGUGGAGCAUACAAUUGAUCCAAUUGAUUUCCUUGGCCAUUGCCACCAGCUACUACUCGUCGAUUCGUAUCACCCAUCUUCCAUUGGAUGAUACGACGAUUGAAGCAGUCAGCGACCAGUGAUUGGAUACUCAGUAUUUUACUGAGUAUUUUUGAUACUUUUACUGAGUAUUCAGGAUUACUUGAGUACAUUCUAACAGUAUCAGUAAAUUUACUUGUACUGAAAGAUUUUACUGAAAUACCAAACUUUGCACUCAUUUACUGAAGUACCAGUAUUUUAAGUACAAAAUAUACUGUAAUCGGAUAUCAACAUAUUCUUAUAUAUUACUACUUUGCAU